CCUUCUCCAUUCUUUCAGCAGCAUUGCUGAAAGAUCUACAUUGUAUAUUGUGCAGUUUCAGAAUGCAGUUUAACUGCAUUGAGUAGCAUUAUGUGACAGUGUAGACUUAUAUGAUCCAGUUCAAUGUAGAUAACUGCAUUCUGAAACUGCAUGAUAUGGCAGUGGGGCCUCAGACAGAGGAAGAGGAGAAGAAGGAGACCACUCAGCUUCAAUUACUCACAUUUUAUUUUCAUUUCUCCCCCCAGAGCCUUCAGCCCCAUGCCUCCCUGGCCAGGACAUGAAGAGGAGAGGGCUUUCCAACAACCAGACUAGAGGGCAUCUGGGAGUUUUAGUGCUCAGCAUGGCUCCCAGGUCCUUCCAGGCGAAUACCUGCCUCUUUGCUGCCUGCCUCUGUCUCUGGAGAGGGUCCUUAGGCCAUGAUUUCCUGGGGCCAAAGGCAUUGGUUGAACCUGUUCUUACUCCCAACACCAUCUGCAUGACCCUCCCUUGGCUGAGUCGGCGCCAACUUGGACUCUGCGUCCGCAGCCCAGAAGCAAUGGCUUCGGCUCUACAGGGCGUCCACCUGGCCAUUCACGAAUGUCAGCACCAGCUCCAGCAGAGGCGCUGGGAUUGCUCAGACCUCAGUAGUGGAAGCACUAUCCUUCUCAACAGCCCCAUCCUCAAGAGAGGCUUCCGCGAAAGUGCCUUUGCCUUCUCGUUGCUGGCGGCCGGGGUGACUCACGCUGUGGCCACCGCUUGUAGCCUUGGGGAGCUUCAUGGCUGUGGCUGUGCCAGGCAAAGCACCGAGAACCAGAAGCUGAAGCUCAGCCAACUGCAAACUCUCAGCAAGGGCAAGAGCCUACCCCCCGUGCUGUCCUCCUGGUGGGGGGAACCUGGCCCCCAAGACACCUGGGAGUGGGGGGGCUGCAGCACAGACUUUGACUACGCCCAGAGAUUUGCCCGGCACUUCUUGGACCCUCGGGGAAAACCACGCGAUGCUCAUGCACGGAUGCAGCUGCACAGCCACCGCAUAGGCAGGAAGGUUGUAUCAGAGCUGAGACAGCGAAGAUGCAAAUGCCAUGGUCCCUCAGGGAGCUGCCACUUCCAGACGUGCUGGUUGGCACCUCCUGACUUCCAGCAUGUGGGUUCUGACCUAAGGGAACAAAUGGACCAGGCCAUAUUCUUGCGGCCCCACAAUGGCAACUCUGGAGCUUUCCGGCCACGACUCCACAGUUCCCGCCUGGCCAAGCACCUCAUUUUCUAUGAACCCUCGCCUGAUUUCUGUGAGCCUGACCAGAGUCUGGGUUCAUCAGGCACCCGUGGCCGCUUGUGCAUCAAGGGAAGCAUGAGGUCGGAUGGCUGUGGCAGCCUGUGCUGUGGCCGUGGCCACAAUGUGCUGCAGGAAAUGCGAACCCAGCGUUGCCAUUGCCGCUUCCACUGGUGCUGUCAUGUGCAAUGUGAGGAGUGUCCUGCCACGGAAUGGAUCAGUGUCUGCAAGUGAAUGGGGGGCAGUUCCCCAAUGACUGUGCUGCUACAUGGGAUAUGGAGUCCCACAAAGGAUCAUGUUCCUGGCAGGAUGAACAUCAAAUAUACAGCUGCCAGCAUCAGUCUGCAUAAGCAGACAUGGAGCUUUUGGAUAGAGCCACACCUCAGAAGGCAACAUUCCCCAGUGACUGAUACUGUUCUCCUAUAAGGUCGUUGAAGAUGCUGGGUAUCUUGGCCUCUCUUAGUCCAGAAUGAGAGUCUGUCUGCAAACAAAUGGCACUUAGAGAUGGGAAUUCUCCAUUCUGCAUGGAAGAUUCUAUAAAAGCUUGCCGAAGUUCUGUUUUUCUGUGGUGGUGCAAUUUGUCUGACUUUUUUUGCAGCAAAAGACCAUCCAAAAUUAAGGGGGAGGUAGGGAUACAGUGUAGAACAUGGAAGUCCCAUUGCUUUCCUUUUAAAAUAUCUGUUGUUGAAUGGACCAGCAGAAAAGCUAAAACAAGUGGCAAAGAUCCUAGGCUGGGUUUCUCCAGGACUCAGGAGAGUGUGGGAGACUGUGGACUUGUUAAAGCCAGACUAUUGGUUCCAGAGACACAAUAUAGCCAGUGAAGAAGGAUGCCCAGCAUGAAACCUUUGACCAGUCAGCGUGUGAGCAUGUGUUUACAUAUGCAUUGAUUAGGCGGGGGGAAACACACCGUUACCUCACACUCUUUGAGGAUGCCUGCCAUAGAUGUGGGUGAAAUGUCAGGAGAGAAUGCUUCUGGAACAUGACCAUACAGCCUGGAAAACUCACAGCAACCCAAACACACCAUUCUUUGCAAAUACUGCAGUUGCAUACCCUCCAACUGCCUUUAUUUGGCAAGGAGAGUCCUUAUUAAUUCUCCGUCAGUACAUUUUUCCAAUAGCUUUUUAAAUGUCCCAGUUUCUCUUUUCUCCUCCCACUUUCCCUUUCCCCCCACCUUAUAUUAAUUGCCUCAAAAUUAGUUCAAACUGCUAAAGCAGUUUGCUCUCAAUUUAGUAGAGGAGGACAGAAAUGUUGUCCUUUCCAGUUGGCUUUCCUAGCUUGUGUCUCUCCUGGCUUGUGUGUCCUUCCUCAAGCCUUUUGCCAUCUUAGUCACACUCUGAUCUUGCUUGGCCACAUGUGCCCUAGUUUUCAUCUGCAAAAUGUUGUUGGGUGUGUAGUUGUUCAGAACAACAAAAACAGCUAAUCGAUAACAGCAAUGCCAACAAAAGGGCACUGGAAUCUACUCCUACAUGGCCUCCAUUCUUCUUUCUUGAAUUAUAUCUGUAAAGUCUUUUAAAGUGCGGGAAAUAAACUCAGUUCAGGAUAGCCAGGUUUAUGGCCACUUUCACAUGCCUAGGUAUAUGCAGGAUAGGCAGGCAAUUAGGUUCAAGCUAUAAUGCUGUCCUGGGUGAACCUACACUUAUCACACUGGGGCUUUAAAGUGGGCGGCCCCAUUCUUCUGAUGUCUGCAGAAUCCUGGGAUAUGUAGUUUGCGAAGGCAAGCACCUCUCUAGCUGAGUUUUCAAAAUGCCCCACUCUAAACUACAUUCCCCAUAAUUCUGCAAGCACCAGAAGAAUGGAGCUGCAUGCAUUAAAGCCACAGUGUGACAACAUGGUUAGAAUCAUGGACUUGAGUCCAGCCUUCUUCCAUUGCAACUUUUACAGCAGACCCAAAAUCAUACAACUGCUGUUUAAGAUUGCCCAGUGAAGAAAAGUAUAAUUUCUUAUGUAUAUUUACCAGGAUGGCAGACCUUGUGCAAAAAAAAAUGCACCAACCACCGAAUCUUGCACCAUCAGCCCAUUCAUUUGGUAAAACAAAAGCAAAAUAAAAAGAUUGUAAAUUGUAAGAGGCGGGACUUGUGAAAAGCCAAAGGGACUAAACCAAAAAACACACAAGAUGUCAGCUAAGAGAGAUGGGCAUCUUUACCUCACAAGAGAGCUGAUUAACAUUUAAGUCGGGGUUCUAUUGUACAGGAGAUAAAGGUUUCCCCCUGACAUUAAGUCUAGUUGUGUCUGAGUCUGGGGGUUGGUGGUUAUCUUCAUUUCUAAGCCAAAGAGCCGGCAUUGUCCAUAGACACCUCCAAGGUCAUGUGGCUUGCAUGACUGCAUGGAGUGCCGUUACAGGAAGACAAGAGCGCAAUAUACAAAACAGUUUCUAGAAUGGCUGGGGUCAGAAAAAAUACAUUUGCCAUCAUAUUUGACAGGAAUGGUAUAGAAAGGGAAAUGACCUUCAUACAUAUAUCAGUGAAGACAGACUACUUUGCUCGCUGACUAUUCCUAGAUGAAACUUUCCCCUUUUAAAGCCUGUUCUGCUAAGGUGGCCACCAGUUCAUCUCGCAGGGCCAUAGGAUAGCCUUUCUCUAAAUAGCCAUGCUCAAAAUGUCUAUUUCCCACUGCUUCUUUUCUGUCUUCUUAAACAAGAAACUGGAGAAAAAGGAAAAUCCUACUGCAAAUAAAUCUUGAAAUAAAAGAAGCCAGGGCAGGAGAGAAAUAUAUUUUCCCCUUUUCCAUACAACUCCAUUCAUAGAUACAAAGUGAACAAAAGGGGAGUGAACCUGGAAACUUUUCAGGGGAGAAGGGAUUUGGGUGAAGCAGAAUUAAUCCAAUAGUUCAAUUCUUCUUAUUUUCCCAAGACCCAGGACUGGAGAAGGAGACUUGUUUUCAUUAUUAAGGGAUUGUUUUCCCUUGGAGUCUCUGAAAUAUAAGCAGCUCAAGCAGAUGCCUGUUCAGUUGUGCUAUCCUUAAUGGUAUAAGGAAAAGGAAUCAUUACACUAAUAUCCACUACCACACUCCUGUACAAUGUAUAAUUAUACAUUAUAAUUGACACCUUCCAAGCUGCAUGCAGGGACACUGACAAGUUCAAUUGUCUCACAGAUGUUAGAGAGGGAGCAAAUUCCCUAUUUGAAUGAAUUACCUAGAUAUAUGUGUGUUUGCUCAUUUUCAUUCACAUGUAUAAAAUAAAUUUCAACUGUACAGUAGGGAGGAACACCAAAGGUGAUCUUAACCUGCCCUCAAUAUACCUACUGGUAAAAUAAUCCUGAUAGAUGGUGAUGCAAUCUUUGAUUAAAAUGCGCAACACAGGCAAGACCACUAGCUGUGUUGGUGCCUUUGUUUUUAUUCAAGAGCAUGAGAAGAGGUGUGUAUCUGCAUGAGUGUGCACAAGAUUGCACUAUCCUGCUGCUAUUGCAUUAAGAUUUGUCUUGACUCAGUUUUCGGGCACUACAAUUCCCAGAAUUACCCACAUAUGAUGCUGCUCAGGAGAUUCUUGAAACCAGUCUAAAAGAUAACAUGCCCAAGAUUAGCAAAAACUAGUAUGUGUGGGUAGGUGUGGGAGAGAAAUGUUUGUACAUACAUGCAUUCACCAGCCUAUUUCAGGAGUAACACAAGGACAGUUGUCAAGUUUCUACUACAGAUAAAUGACACAGAAAUGUCUAGAAAAGCUCUAUGUAUGUGAGAUGCCUGAUAUCAACAGGAUCAUGUGUAUGCCAUAAGCCAAGGGUAUAUGUUUCAGUUUGGCUACAACUGUGCAACCAAAUGGAUCAUCUCAGGAUUUUCCAGCACAUGCCUGUGAGUGUUCAGUAAAUGUGGGAAAUGCAUGUGAUUGUGUGUAUGGGAUCAGCAUGUGUGUGCAAAAAAGUCAUAUGUCUCAGUGCCAGAACAUAUCUUUCCAACCCAGACCGCAGCCUCUAGAAAUUCCUGCUGCCUUCUGUCAGGCCCUGGCUCUGAUCGCAGGGAAAGGCGCUUGCUGCAGCCAGCUCUAUAGGGUGAUUUACUAUGUGGCCACUGCAAGGUUGCAGUUUGAGUCAGUCCUGGGAUGAUGCGUACUUCCAGAUGGAACCAAUGCUCAGAGGUCUUUCCAAUGCCUCUGAAUGAAAACAUGCCCCUACACAAGGAGGUCUUUGGAUUAAAAUGUGUGUGUGGGAAGUGGGAGCGGAAACACUCUCCAUUCAAGUGACAAUUAUUCAUUCCACCAGGGGGGGAAAGACCCCUGACAAUAGGACUGUGUGUGAGUCGAUUUAGCCCUCGGGCAACAACUAUGUUUGCAUGUAACCUUACUCACUUUAAGGCUGGGAAAGGAGAUUUUGGGCAAGACUGCUUGAAGACAUCAUUCCUCCACCCAGCACUCGCUACAUAUUUUGGACUACAACAGUUAUCAGCUCCUGCCAAUAUAGCAAUUAUCAAUGAUGCUAGGAGUUGUGGUUUUCAUACUGUGACUGUAGAGCCACUUCCGGAAAGUUUGUUUGCACUUAUAUAUAUUAUUGUCACUGAAAUGACUCAGUGAGGAAGGAAAGUCACUUCAUCUGUACUCAAAGACAUCUCUUUACUCAUGUUCUGAGAUCCUUCUGUGAUGUUAAAAAGGCAAUGUCUGAGAAUCAAACUUGACUUAAAUAUUCCUCCCAUUCCACUUCUUUGAUGUGCUGUGAGAAUCAUUAGCUUUGCCCAUUUAAAAAGGUGCAUUUUAUAAAUAGCUAAUCAACAUAAACUAUCUAAGUGAAUGAAUGUGUACAUAAAAUUAACCGAACUGCUUUUAUGAUAAUCAAACUAUAAAGAGGAAGAAGAAGUGAAGUAAUGUGGAAAGGGGACAGCAUGAUAUUUGCACCAACUGAUCUCAUAAAAGCCUUUAUGUGUGCCUGUGUGUAAAUACAUGCACAUACCAAUGACGGCUUUUAUAAUGACAGGAAACUAAAUGCAUUCUAGGUUCCAGUCUGAACUUUAAAGGAUCUGUUUAUGAUACUGAAUCACCAUUCGGUUCAGGACCUUGGCUAGCACCAGUAAUGUUUGGCCAUGGGCAAGCAUUCAGACCUAUUUCACUGCCCCACUGACAUAGAAAUCAUCAGCCACUGCUAGUAUAUAUACAUAGGAGAGGAAGGAAAUGGGAACAGAUAAUAGGAUGUAGUUUGGACUGUACCACAUCAUGCAGUUUUCUGUAGGAAAUGAUACACACUUGUACGUUUGAAGGUAUUGUGAG
Anolis carolinensis (green anole) is the source of this 6431-nucleotide messenger RNA. It is a transcript of the gene wnt10b, whose product is annotated as Wnt family member 10B. Lineage: Eukaryota; Metazoa; Chordata; Lepidosauria; Squamata; Anolidae. Gene Ontology annotation, biological process: neuron differentiation; canonical Wnt signaling pathway; cell fate commitment. Gene Ontology annotation, cellular component: extracellular region. Gene Ontology annotation, molecular function: cytokine activity; frizzled binding. The coding region runs from base 278 to 1480 and encodes 400 amino acids. The record is from RefSeq and is a predicted model, not a curated record. The transcript has 4 exons.